GAUCCAUGGAGAAUUAGUGGUGAAGAUAGAGCUAAACAUGACUCUCAGUUCUUUCAACUUAAGCCUGUAAAUGGGUUUGUUACAGGUGAACAAGCUAGAGGAUUUUUCUUGCAAUCUGGGCUGCCCAAUCAAGUUUUAGGACAGAUAUGGACUCUAGCAGAUAUGAAUGGAGAUGGGAAAAUGGAUAAAAAGGAAUUCUCAAUAGCCAUGCAUCUGAUUAAGAAGAAAUUACAGGGAUAUGAGCUACCAAGAAAUAUUCCAGCAAGUUUAAAAGCUGAUCCAUCACCAGUCAUUGGAUCGUUUGGUGUUCAACCAAUGGGCAUGGGUAUGGGGGCACAACCAGUUGGUGGAUUUGGAAUGGUACCAAUGAGUAUGGGUUUACCUAGUGCUUCUUUACAAACAGGCACUUCAACAACUGGAGCUAUGGGAAUGCCUUUAAUGGCUAAUGGAGUAGCUCCUGGUAUGCCACAACAAGCUGCAUUUAGAGCAGCUGGUGGUAGUUGGGCAAUACCUCAUCCAUCUAAAUUAAAAUAUACACAGUUAUUUAAUACUAAUGAUAGAAAUAAACGGGGAUUUUUAACUGGUGUUGAAGCUAGAGCAAUUCUAGUACAGACCGGUUUACCACAACCAGUAUUAGCUCAACUAUGGACCUUAUCAGAUGUUGAUAAUGAUGGAAAAUUAACUUGUGAUGAGUUCUGUAUAGCAUUACAUCUGGCUGAUGUAGCAAGGUUAGGUCGACCAUUACCACCUAAAUUACCCCCAGAGUUAAUACCACAAGGUAUGAAAAUUGAUGCUUUUGGUGAUCUGUUGGGAGGAUUUGGUAUGCCUGCUCAACAACCACCCAUGCCUGUUCAACCUAAUGGUGACAUGAAGGAAGACGAUGAAUCAAAAAUGCCAGUUACGUUUGAAGAUAGAAGGAAAGAUAAUUUUGAUAGAGGUCAAGCUGAAUUAGAAAAAAGACGUCAAAUGUUACAAGAACAGAUGAAACGAGAAGAAGCAGAAAGACAGGAAAAAGAGAGAAAAGAGCAGGAAAAACGAGAAAGAAUCAGACGAGAACAAGAAGAGAAAAGACAAAGAGAAUUAGAAAGACAAAUGGAGAAGCAUAGACAAAUAGAACAAGAAAGAGAAGAACAGAGACGUAAAAUGAUGGAACAGAGAGAGGCUGCUAGAAGGGAAUUAGAACGUCAAAGACAAAUGGAAUGGGAAAGACAAAGAAAAGAACAAUUAUUGGCUGAAAAGCAAAGAGAACAUGAAAUUCUAGAAAAUUUGAAAUCUGAAGAUAGUAAUUUGAAAUGUCAGUUGGAAGCUUUGGAUGGUAAGAAAGCUGAGAUUGUGAUGAAAGUGAAUCAAGUAAGGAAUGGUGUAACAGAAUUAACAUCUAGUAUAGAAAGUAUGAGAUCAACUAGAGACACAAAGAUGGCUGAGAUGGAACGAUUACAGAAUGAAUUACAAACUCUCUCUCAAAGAUUAGGUGGCCUCUCUCAAAAUAAAGAUCAGUUACAGAUGCAAGUUCAAAGUAUACAGACAACACCAUUGUCUGAUACCCAUCGGACAGUAAUGCACAGUGUAGAACAGAAGAAAACUAAUGUAUUAAAAUUAAAGAAAGAAUUAGAACAGAUAGAAAAAGAUACUGAAACUAGAUUAACAGAAAUAGAUCAAUUUAAUAUAGAUUUAAAGAACUAUUUUCAUAUAAAUAUGAAACAAAUCAACUAUCUUACAAUAAUUUAUUUUUCCUCUCAGAAAUCAAAUGAUUUGAUCCACAAGUUACAAAAAGAAAUCCCCACUUUACAAAAUCAACAGAAACUAAAACUACAACAAGAUGCUCAGUUGAAGAGAGAUCAGGAAAUUAUGGAACAACAAGAAAAAGAAAGACAAGAGAGAUUAAAGAGAGAGGUGGAAGCUCAAGCUAAACAAAAGAAUAAUAAUAGUCAAGAUAACUGGGCUACAGCCUUCUCUACUUCCACUACUACUACCAGUAAUUCAGCAUGGCCUACUGAUGCCUUUUCUAGUCAACCAACUACUACUUCUACUACUGCCAAAACUAGAUAUAGAGCUUUGUAUGAUUUUGAAGCAAGAGGUGAUGAUGAGUUAAAUCUGUAUGCUAAUGAUCUAGUUAUGGUACCUGAUGAUCAAGGUGCUGUAGUUCCUGGUAUGGAGGAAUGGUUUAAAGGGGAGAAGGAUGGUAAAACAGGCUGGUUUCCUAAAGCAUAUGUGGAGAAAGAUGAUGUUGCAUCAGCUGCCUCCGAAGGUUUUGGAAAUGAGUUUGAAAGUAUUGCUGUUACAACAAGUGUACCCAAUGAUGGCAAUAAUCCUGGUUUAGGAUUACCAACAUCCUUAGAUUCUUCAUUUACAGCUGUUUCACCUACACCAGGACAGGGCCAGAUAGCACCAGAUGGGUUAACAGCUAAAGCAACAUACCCAUGGAAAGCUAGACAAGAUAAUCAUCUAACUUUUAAUAAAGAUGAUACCAUUAUUGUUAAAGAACAACAAGAUAUGUGGUGGCUGGGAGAAUUAAAUGGCAAGACUGGUUGGUUUCCUAAAGCUUAUGUUAAACUAGUCAUUAGUAAUAUAAUAACACAAGAAACUCAUGGUAGUAAUACUAGUUCUCCAGCACCUUCUGAUAAAAAAGAUGGUGGUAAGACUUCUCAUUGUUUAAUUUUAUUUUCAGAAUAUUAUGUAGCAAUGUAUGGGUAUGUAUCAGCAGAACCUACUGAUUUGAAUUUUAACGAGGGUGAAAUGAUUCUAGUCACAGAAGCUGAAGGUGAUUGGUGGACAGGUUCUCUCAAUGAUAAAACAGGAGUGUUCCCUGCUAAUUAUGUUAAGAAAGUCGAAAUACAGCCUGGUCAAAAGACAUCCAAGAAACCAGGUUAUAUUUAUUUUGUUCCAGAAAUAGCUAUGGUAAUAGCUCCAUAUACAGCUACUGGUGCUGGUCAACUAACAUUAGAAACUGGUAAUUUAAUACAGGUUCGACAAAAAUCUCCUCGUGGUUGGUGGGAGGGAGAAUUACAGGCAAGAGGUCAAAAGAAAAAGAUUGGUUGGUUUCCAGCUAAUUAUGUGAAAUUAUUGGGACCAUCAAGUGCUAGAUCUACACCUGAUACAGGUUUAUCAGCUACCUUGAAUGUGGUAGAGAAAGUGAAGGCACUGUAUGCUUAUACUUCUCAAAAUGAUGAUGAACUGACAUUCCAAAAAGAUUCUGUGAUGACUGUAUUGAACAAAGAUAAUAAUGAUUGGUGGCAAGGUGAAUUGGAAGAUGGACAAGUGGGAAUGUUCCCUUCUAAUUAUGUUGUACCAUACACUGACAACUCUUUUUCAAGAGAAAAUCGAGACUCUAACUCAUUGAUUCGAAAUCUGUCACCAACAGAGAAAAAUCGUCAAAAUUAUAUACAAGAAUUAAUCAACACAGAACAGACUUAUAUUGAUGAUAUAUCUUUUGUCAGAGAGGUAUUUCAGAAACCAUUAGUAGCUGCUAAUGUCAUCACAGAAGAAGAAUCUCAACAAUUAUUUGUUAACCUACAAGAUCUGAUCAUCAGCAGUACCAAACUUAUCAAAGCUUUGAGAGUAAGAAAGAAAAUGAGUGGUAAAGGAAAAGCUAUUCAUAUGAUUGGUGAUAUCCUAUGUGAAAAUUUACCACAUAUGACACCUUAUGUUAGAUUCUGUAGUUGUCAAUUGACAGCAGCUGCUUUAUUACAACAUAAAUUUGAUAAUUUUCCUGCUUUUAAUGAAGCCCACAGACAAUGUCUACAAGAUCCAAGAACUAAAAACAUGCCAUUAAGUAGUUUUCUGUUAAAACCAAUGCAACGUAUUACUAAAUAUCCUUUAAUGAUAAAACAGAUAUUGAAAUAUACACCAGAAGAUCAUGCUGAUUACCAAAAUCUAGUGGAUGCUUUAUCUAGAGCUGAAGAACUGUGUAGUCAGGUUAAUGAAGGUGUUCGAGAGAAGGAUAACUCAGACCAACUAGAAUGGAUACAAAAACAUGUACAUUGUGAUAAUAUACCUGAAAAAAUUACUUUUAAUUCUGUUACUAAUAGUGUUGGUCCUAGAAAACUACUACAUUCUAGUCUGCUGUAUAAGGUGAAGAGUAAUAAAGAGUUGAUGGGAUUUUUAUUUAAUGAUUUUCUACUAUUAACUCAACCAUCUAAAUCAUUAGGCAACAAUAUAUCUUCUCAUAUGUUAUUUAGUCCCAAGAGUACUUUACAUUUUAAAAUCUAUAAAACACCCAUGUUAUUAACUGAUAUAACAUUACGGAAACCAACAGAAGAAGAUUCAGAUUCUUGUCAUUUUCAAGUCUGUCAUACAGAUAGAAUCUUUAAUUUUAGAGCAUUAACAGAAACUGAAAGAGAUCUAUGGAGUAAACAUUUAGAAAGGGCUGUUAAUCAACAUAAAAAAACUGUACAGAAAAAAAUAGAAAGAGCUCAUUCAAUGAGGAGAACGCCUGGUGUAGGCAGGCUACUAGUGGUUAUAUUAGAAGGUUCCAAUCUUAAAGCUAGUGACCAAAAUGGUAAAAGUGAUCCAUAUUGUGAAGUGAGUAUGGGUUCUCAAGAACACAGAACUAAAGUAGUUCCAGGAACUCUGAAUCCUAAAUGGAAUAAUUCCAUGCAGUUUACUAUAAAAGAUUUAAAUCAAGAUGUAUUAUGUAUCUCAGUAUUUGAUCAAGAUAUUUAUUCACCAAAUGAUUUUCUAGGAAGAACUGAAAUCCGUGUGAAAGAAGUAUUAGCUGAAAGUAAAGCUAGAAGAGGUCCUAUAACUAAAAGAUUAACAUUAUUAGAAGUAGAUAGUGGGGAAGUGGUAGUUAAAUUAGAUUUACAAUUAUAUGAGACUUAG
Messenger RNA from Lottia gigantea (owl limpet), 4821 nucleotides. RefSeq lists its product as hypothetical. Lineage: Eukaryota; Metazoa; Mollusca; Gastropoda; Lottiidae. The annotation marks the transcript as partial. The record is from RefSeq and is a predicted model, not a curated record. Gene Ontology annotation, molecular function: calcium ion binding; protein binding; guanyl-nucleotide exchange factor activity. The transcript is spliced from 38 exons. Gene Ontology annotation, biological process: intracellular signal transduction; positive regulation of Rho protein signal transduction.